Molecule: messenger RNA, 1433 nt
Organism: Aspergillus versicolor CBS 583.65
Lineage: Eukaryota; Fungi; Ascomycota; Eurotiomycetes; Eurotiales; Aspergillaceae
Exons: 1
Coding region: 230-1267 (345 amino acids)
Source: RefSeq, a predicted model, not a curated record
AGAACCUUGGGGCCCUUCGUGUUGACAUCUGCUCAACGGAACCAACAGCCGGUUGAAGCAUUUUUCCGAGGAAAGGGAUGGCUGGAAAGCUGUAGACAGGCGCCGCCCCCUCGAACAUGUCAAAGUGCCAUUCCGAACCAUCCCUGGGCAGCCACAUGAGCCUUCCGCGUCGCGUCCUGGAGACCCGCCUGGCCGAGCAGCGAGCUUAAAAAAAAGCUAGUUCGGCCAAAUGGUCCGAGAUCAACCUCUGAUCAGACCCAAGUCACGUCUGGAAACCUUGCCUGCAGAAAUCAUCCAGGAGAUCUUCCUGCGUUGUCUGGAGAUCAGUCUCCCGCGAGCCUCUAUCCAUCUUGCGCGGGCGCUCUCCAACCCUAUCAUAUACACAUGGCUCGUUAAGCUUGCCUUUGCCAAGGCAGAUGGCGAUGGAGAAUCUAUCCAUACGCGGCACUUUCUGCCCCCGCAUGAUGCUGUCGGAUACGUUGGCGGUGAUGGGCUAAAGGAGCUUCGCACUCAGAUUCUUGAGUGCCGUUGGUGCACCCUGCCCUUGAUUCGCCGCUGUCAGCUGGCCUUUCUCCAGCAUGUCAUCCAAUACAAGCGUCCCGACUUCAACGUCGUUCCGGAUGACCAGCACCACCUUGCUGCAUUCGCGAAGUGGUUUGACAAUCCCAAACCCUGUGAUACCACUUCGAACGGGCAACGCGGCGAGCGUGAUCUGGUCUUACGGGCCAACCGGCCCGGCAACGAAUUCAAUGAAUCCAACCCUAAACGCUCGCAUGACUACAACGUUGCGGUAUGGUUCAAUCUCGGCAUUGUCGAGGUCUUCAAAGCGAGAGAAGGAGACCCCAAGGGGAAAAUCUACUUCGAGCUUCCGUAUUGCGAGGGCUCCAAUCUGCCAGACAAACUGCUAUGUGCGCCCUGGACGGAAGAAAAGCUUGAGUUCCUGCAGUUAAUCUCGACAAGAGCAUUCCUUGACAGGGAUACCGACUAUGACCGCGCAACUCGCACUCUGCGCCGUCUGAUCCGUGAUCGCGAUUUCCCUAUUUUUGCGCGAUUGCUGGACAUUUAUGUGCGGAUAGAGUGUUACGGGUUUCCUAUUAUCUGGCCAACCAAUAAUAUGGUAUUUCGGGCUGCAUUAAAACAUGCCGAUGAGCAGGGUGACCCUUUCGUUCGCUUACUAGUUGAGGAACGGUGGGAUCAUAUUGAGCCCGAGGGUGUCAUUUUGAAAGAGAAGUUGAUGAAGAAGAUGCUGAGUUGGGGGUAUAUCUAAGAUCCUCUGGAUCGGUAGUUAGUGUUGAAUAGGCAAUGGCCGUCUUUAUUACCGGAUUAUAUUGGUCACGCAUGUAUAUACAACUUUUAUAUAUUUAAGAUAAUAAAAGCUGAGGACUGUUCUUCACCCAAGCAUCGUGUCAAUAUGCAAAUUUCAACAAAGCCCA